This is a messenger RNA of Maniola jurtina (meadow brown), 1521 nucleotides long. Its product is annotated as transmembrane protein 115. Gene Ontology annotation, cellular component: Golgi apparatus; membrane. The record is from RefSeq and is a predicted model, not a curated record. NCBI's taxonomy places the organism in Eukaryota, Metazoa, Arthropoda, Insecta, Lepidoptera, Nymphalidae. The coding region runs from base 31 to 1146 and encodes 371 amino acids. Gene Ontology annotation, biological process: retrograde vesicle-mediated transport, Golgi to endoplasmic reticulum. The transcript has 4 exons.
ACCUACUCAACUGUGACAUCCGUCAUAAAAAUGGCCGCGCUUCGAGUGUUUAGUCGUAAUAUACCGUAUUUACGACAACAAUUUUCAGCUUUACUAGGGAACACAUCGCCAACAGUUAAAUUUAUUUGUGUCGUAGUGGUCAUAGGGUACAUUUUGUCAUUUUCUGAAGAUGUGGUUAAUGUGCUCAGCGUUACACCAGGAUACUUGUUACCUCCUUCGUUUCAACUUUGGUCCACUUUCACGUUCUGGUUUCUCGAGAUACAUUUGUGGGAGGUGAUUAUUGACAUUGUGACGGUCGGUUUGUGCGGAAAGUUGAUAGAGCCAUUAUGGGGUCAAAUAGAAAUGAUGAAGUUUUUCUUCCUAACGAACAUUGGUGUCGCAUUUCUAACGACAUUUUACUACUUAGUGAUAUAUGCUUGGACCCAGGAUACGUCUCUCUUAUUCGACAUUCACGUCCACGGACUUGCCGGCUACCUGGCUGCUGUGAGUGUGGCCGUUAAACAGAUUAUGCCAGAUCAUCUGUUGAUUAAAACACCAUUGGGUAAAUUAACAAACAGAUCGCUCCCACUUCUGAUACUGAUAGCAGCGAUCAUACUCUGGGCUGUAGGUGCCCUAGAAGGUACUUAUCCUUGCAUGUGGGGGAGUGGGACACUGCUGUCAUGGAUAUACUUGAGGUUCUGGCAGCGUCACAGCAGUGGCUCUCGAGGGGACAUGGCUGACAAUUUUAGUUUUGAUAAUUUCUUCCCAACGGUCCUGCAGCCAGUAGUGAGGGGCAUAGUGGGCCCCGUGCACCGCUGCUGCGUGCGCAUCGGCGUGUGCAGCGCGCGGCCGCGUCGCGUGCACCUGGCGCUCAACCCGCGCGGCCUCACCAUCUCCAUGCCCGGCGUCGAGCCGCAAGACAUGGAGCGGCGACGUCAAAUAGCUCUCAAGGCACUAAGCGAGAGAUUAUCCAAGACGUCCGAACAAACUCGUCAAAAGAACCUAUCGACCAAAGUCAACAUGGAAGCAGUCAGAAAGAUGCAGUCCCCACACGUGAUACCGCAGUUCCCGACAGAGGGCGAGCCUAGUCAACCCACGGCCCCUGCAGAGGCCACCCUGGUGGACAUAACCACUGAGCCACCACCCCCUAUAACGAAGACUUCAUGAUCGUAGGCAGUUGGUUAGAUUAGUUUAACAUUAUGAAAACAUGUGAAAUUCCGACCAUACACCUUAUGACACCAGUAUUGUGGCUAAUUCUGUUGUACAUAAUCUCUAAACUAAAUUGACAGGUCUUUCAGCAUUCUGUAAGUAAUAAUACGAAAGGGAUAGCAAUGCAUUUAUGGCCGAAAUUAUUAAUCAAUCCAUCUUUUAUCAGUUGAUAAGUUUCAUAGCAAUGUUAAUCAGCAAAAAUACGAUAUAAUGCGUAAAAAAUGACGUCUCACGCGCCAUUUUAACUUUUUUUUUUGUAUCAAAUGUCAUGUCCAAAGUACGAUUUUAGUCCUUAUUUCAAAGACCGUACUUUUGCCAUAACAGUUUACCCAU